AUGGCAAGGCUACAAUGCCCUCACAACGACGCACUAGUGGUCACUUUGUGCGUCAAGAACUUCGACAUCAAGCGAAUCCUAAUUGACCAAGGGAGCUCCUAUGAGAUCAUGUACUACGAGACUUUCAAGCAACUAAAAUUGGAGGACAGAGACUUGGCACCCAUAACAUCUACCUUAGUCAACUUCAAUUUAAUGCCUGAAUGGCCGGUGGGCAAGAUAAUUCUGCCGGUCAAGGCAGGAACGAUGAUGAAAUAUGUGGAAUUUUUGGUAUUGAAAGUCCCUUCCACUUACAACAUAAUCUUGGGAAGAGUAUGGUUACACGCCAUGAGAUCAGUUGCAUCAACCUACCAUCAGAUGCUACGGUUCUCCAAUGAAACCAGAGUGAUUGAAGAAGUCUUAGGGGACCAAUCAUGUCAAAACAGUUCUUUGUCAUAG
Messenger RNA from Camellia sinensis, 435 nucleotides. The record is from RefSeq and is a predicted model, not a curated record. Lineage: Eukaryota; Viridiplantae; Streptophyta; Magnoliopsida; Ericales; Theaceae.